GUACUGUCCGACAGUAUGGCAGCCACUAGCCACAUGUGGCCAUUGAAAUUUCCUUAUCAGCAAAAUCCUUACAAUCCGCGGGGCAGCUCUGCUGUCAUCCAGUGCUACCGAUGUGGAGAUACCUGCAAAGGGGAAGUGGUUCGGGUCCACAAUAACCACUUCCACAUCAGAUGCUUCACCUGUCAAGUGUGUGGCUGUGGCCUGGCCCAGUCGGGCUUCUUCUUCAAAAACCAGGAGUACAUCUGCACCCAGGACUACCAGCAGCUCUAUGGCACCCGCUGCGACAGCUGCCGGGACUUCAUCACAGGCGAGGUCAUCUCGGCCCUGGGCCGCACCUACCACCCUAAGUGCUUCGUGUGCAGCCUGUGCAGGAAGCCUUUCCCCAUUGGAGACAAGGUGACCUUCAGUGGGAAGGAAUGCGUGUGUCAGACGUGCUCCCAGUCCAUGACCAGCAGUAAACCCAUCAAGAUCCGUGGACCAAGCCACUGCGCUGGGUGCAAGGAGGAGAUCAAGCAUGGUCAGUCACUCCUGGCGCUGGACAAGCAGUGGCACGUCAGCUGCUUCAAAUGCCAGACCUGCAGUGUCGUCCUGACCGGGGAGUACAUCAGCAAGGACGGCGUUCCAUACUGCGAGGCUGACUACCACUCCCAAUUUGGCAUUAAAUGCGAGACUUGUGACCGAUACAUCAGCGGCAGGGUCUUGGAGGCAGGAGGGAAGCACUACCACCCAACCUGUGCCAGGUGUGUGCGCUGCCACCAGAUGUUCACCGAAGGGGAGGAGAUGUACCUCACAGGUUCUGAGGUUUGGCACCCCAUCUGCAAACAUGCAGCCCGGGCAGAGAAGAAGUUGAAGCACAGGCGGACGUCAGAAACUUCCAUCUCACCACCUGGGUCCAGCAUUGGGUCGCCCAACCGAGUCAUCUGUGACAUCUACGAGAACCUGGACCUCCGGCAGAGACGGGCCUCCAGCCCCGGAUACAUCGACUCCCCGACCUACAGCCGUCAGGGCAUGUCUCCCACACUUUCCCGCUCGCCCCACCACUACUACCGCUCUGCUGGAGAAAGUAACAUCUACCGGAAGCCCCCGAUCUACAAACGGCAUGGCGAUCUGUCAACAGCAACCAAGAGCAAAACAAGUGAAGACAUCAGCCAGGCCUCCAAGUACAGUCCAGCCUACUCACCAGACCCCUACUAUGCUGCAGAGUCUGAUUACUGGACCUACCAUGGGUCCCCCAAAGUGCCCCGAGCCAGGAGGUUCUCAUCUGGAGGGGAGGAAGAUGAUUUUGACCGCAGCAUGCACAAGCUCCAGAGUGGGAUUGGCCGGCUGAUUCUGAAGGAGGAGAUGAAAGCCCGGUCCAGCUCAUACGCAGAUCCCUGGACCCCUCCCCGGAGCUCCACCAGCAGCCGGGAGGCCCUACACACUGGCUAUGAGAUGUCCCUCAAUGGCUCCCCUCGGUCCCACUACCUGGCUGACAGCGAUCCACUCAUCUCCAAAUCUGCCUCCCUGCCUGCCUACAGAAGAAAUGGGCUGCACAGGACACCCAGCGCAGACCUCUUCCACUAUGACAGCAUAAACGCCGUCAUGCUCGUGGGCUUCGGAUGCAUUGAGUACAAGAUCUACCCUUAUGAACUGCUGCUGGUGACCACAAGAGGAAGAAGCCGUCUGCCCAAGGAUGUGGACCGGACGCGGUUAGAGCGCCACCUGUCCCAGGAGGAGUUCUACCAAGUCUUCGGCAUGACCAUCUCUGAGUUUGACCGGCUGGCCCUCUGGAAGAGGAAUGAACUGAAGAAGCAAGCCCGGCUGUUCUAGGCAGAGGCUUUAUAAAUAUAUAUCCAUUUAUAUAAAGAUAUAUGUAAAUCUCUAUAUGAAGCUUGGUAUAAUCCUCUCUGUGUAAUGGGACACACUGCCCACCAUGAGACUUGCUGUUCUGCACGGUCAGGCCAGCCUCAUCGUCAAGAUGUUUUUAUGCUCCUUUCCUUCUCUUUUCUAAGUGCUGUGGGGUUUGGGAAGGGAUUUGAGGGGACUCCCAUCCUUUUGCUGGGGAUCCUUUUUAUACUUAAACAUCUGUCCUAACUUGGUCCCCCAGGGUCCAACUCUCUUUGCUAAAGGAGGUGCCUGAAGACGUUUCUCUCCUCUCUGCUUCCUGGCAUUUCCCCCAGUCUCUGGGGCACAUGCUGACCAUGCAGUUUCACAUCUUACUGGCCCCAGAGGCCCCCCCACAGGAGGAUCACAGUGAGCACUGAACACCUCUGAGAGCCCAAGAAAAAUUUUCUCACCAUCCCCAGUUAGGAGUUCAGUGCUUCUGAUUGGUGACACCGUCAGCAGUGUGGGCCUUGGGUCUGUUCCUGACAGCAGCAAACAGAAGGGGACAGAGCCUUGGCCUCUCCUCAGCUCUCAGGCCUCCUCCUUCUGCCCUUGAUCCUAACCUCUCCUUUAACCAGGCCUCAUGGUGGGAAAAGAAAAGGCACUUCCCUUCCCCCACCACACCUCCAAAUGGCCUCUUUGCCUGGCCCCGCCUGGAGGACCAGGGAAGGAGUGGGAGCUGGGAGCAGGAGACAGCAGCACACCUGUCAGAGUCAGAGCUGCAGGAUGUCUUGGGACCCUCCCUUUCCCUCACUGCUCCCAGCACCUCCUGACCCUUCCCCCUUCAAAGGAGAGGCCCAUUCAGCCUGUACUCUUCAGCCUUACUACAAUCUAUGUGCCUGACUACUCAACACGCCACAGGGCUAACGCUCCUACCACAGUUCCAACUGAACAACGAGAUAGACAACCUCUAACACCCCUCUAAACAUAGGCCACAUCCCAAAGAAAGGUUCUUGGGCCAUGCCUGCUGGUCCCAGGGCUGGCUGGGAUAAACAACCAGACCCCCCAGCAAUCAAUUCCCACUGCAAAGUUGGCCACAUUUCAUGGGGGAAACUUUUGGGAGAAUGACUGCUUAUAAAAUUCCAAAAUACAGCAUUGACCAGCACACUCAUGAUCACCCUAGAUUUCCCUAAAGGCUACCUUUCCCGCCUCCUUGCCUUCUGGAACAGGGGUAAAAGCUUAACCUUCUCUCCACCCAUCCCCCAUCCCUCAACUAUGAGUUGGUGAUGUUUGGUGGGGCCUGUUCCUUCUUGGAGGUGCCUUUCAUCAGCCCAUUUUGAAGUCAUGGAGGAAGGAUGAAGUGGAGAUGAUCAUUAUGACUCUCAGAAGGCUGGUGAUGUGCAUGGCAGAUGUAGAACUGACUUCAAUUCAACAAACCCUCACUAAGUACCUGCUGUUGCUGAGCACCUUCUGGAUAGUGAGCACUGAAUGGAGGGGGGCCUGAUGGGAGUACUGGGUGAUCAACAUGGGGCCUGGUCUGGGGGGCAGGCCUACUAACAAUGGGUAUGGUAAGGCAUGUAUUCAAACAUGGUGGAGGUAAAGCAGAAAAUGAUAGGAGACAGCAUGAGAAAGUAUGACUAUUGAAAGGCAUAAAUAUAGUUGGUACAGACCAAGGAAAGCUCUGAAAGAGACUGCACUUCAGCAAAGCUCAGGAAGGAUCUUUGUAAACUGGGAGAAGACUGUAACUUGAAAGGGUGAGAGGAUGAGAGGCUAGAAGGGAGGUCUAAUAUACUCUUAUUUAAAAUGCCAACCGCUCUGCAACUUCUCUCUUUGGCCAAUGUCUUUCAGCUGUCCUGACCCUUUAUAAAUGUACCUGGCCAGAUGUAAUCACUGAAACUGCCCCAUUAUCACUGGUUGAGAACUUGGCAAGAUCAAAGGGUUUUGUUGUUGUUGGAUAUUUUUGUUUCCCAUAAAAGCACAUAAUUUCAACCCA
Molecule: messenger RNA, 3796 nt
Organism: Manis javanica (Malayan pangolin)
Lineage: Eukaryota; Metazoa; Chordata; Mammalia; Pholidota; Manidae
Source: RefSeq, a predicted model, not a curated record